UCGGUGUUCGGAUUUGGCCGCCAUGAAGAUGUGGACAGUGUCUUCAAAUAUGAAAAUAAAGAUGUUUAUAUUUUCGUAACGUGGGCACUCAUACUUGUCGUAUCACAAUCUGCACAUCUGGAUGCGCUUCAGAUGUACAUCUGGAAUGGAGGUGGGUUAUUUGUUUGACCACCCAGAGAUCGGCCUGACCGGCACCUUAUGACUGAGGACUCAAGCCACGGUGAAGAAUGUCUAUCCACAAUAAGGCAGGUGUGUGAUGUGCAGUCGCAUGCAAAAUCUUGGGAAUGUGGCAAAAAAAAAAAAAAAAUCAGCAACUCAAAAAGAUUGGUGUCGCACAAUAAAAGCCACAAUACCGGAGCCGCCUGCCACCUCUGCAAGGUUGCUUUCCAACCUUGACGUCGCUCUCCACUCACCUGGAUAAUGCGCACUGAGCACCGCUCUGCAGAAAGGGCCAUCGGUCUUUCGGUUGUGUGUGGCAGCUGAACAAGCAUGUGGCGGCGCAUUGCGUGGACUCGGCAUCAUCUCAAGGAAGUCGAAUUCUACAGCCGCAUAUGAGCGGCGGAACAGUGGCAACUUUUCUGAAGUGACAAACCACAAACUCAUCCCUGCGCGAGUCGCUGUCGGAGACGAAGCCUGAACAAAGGACUGAGAUGAAGCCUCAGGCGUCUGAAAGCUGUGUGGAAUACAUUGUGGGCGAGGAUGAUAACGAUGCUGACAUUAAAUGUGAUGGCGAGAAGUCGGAUUAUUCAUCCAGCUCUGAGUCUGAUGACGAGGACAGGACUUUCUCUAAAUCUGCAGACUUGAGCCCAAAUGACCCAGAAUCGGAUGGCUCAAGUUCGUCUGGCAAUUCCAGCGACUCUUCCAGCAGUCCACCCUCUAAAGCCGCCCCCACACCCAAUCCUAACAAUGCUUCAAUGUGUUCAAUGUGUGGCAGAGGGCCAUUUAAGUCAGUUAAGGUUCAUUUGCUUCACUGCAGUGGCGUCAAGGUAAAAUAUCAGUGUUUUUUGUGCAAGAAGGUCUUUCUAAAUGAGACGACUCUUGAUGAACACUUCAUGCAUUUGUAUUCCUGUAACGUCUGUGGCCAAGUUUUCUCUCAGCAGAAUUUGUACACUUGCCACCAGUGUCCCAAGGGUAGAAAAAUACCUGUGGCCCUCUUCUGUUCGGAGUUCAUGCCUAAAGCAUGUAACAUAUGCAAAUCCUUUUUCACUUCUGAGAAAACUUUGUUAGACCAUGUUACCAGAGUUCACGCGUCUGUGGUUAGCACCAAAGUGCGCAUCAUUCCUAAAUCCUCACUGUUGACCGACGAAAAGGUUAUACCACUUAUCCAUAGCACGGAAGUCCUGUCAAGCAUCUCUAGUCCAAACGCAGUGAACCAUGCCAUCAAUGGAAAGCUCCACGUCGGCCAGACCUACGCGGGGUCCACCGUGGUGAAGUCGAGCUCGCCCUCCCCCCAGCCGAGCGCGCCUUCUGCCAACGCGCGCACAGCCGCUGUGCCUGUGAAAAGCGUUGCUGUAGGUCAGCCAGCGAACCAGGCCUCAAGCCGCAGUGCUGCACCUUUAUUCGUCUCUCCCGUCGCCACUGACACGCCGCGAGACGCUCAGGCCUCCGACCCGGACUCCCCAACCACGCCCACCAUCCUGGCCAUGUUCGAGCACGGCAGCCGGGACGCGGCUCCGGCGAAACGCGCGAACACGGGCUGGCGCUCCAAGGCCUCUUACCCCUGCAGGCAGUGCGGAGCCGUCUUGCGGCAGCCCUCGCUCAUCAUCAGCCACCGCUACCUCCACCGGGGGCGGCGGUCGCACCGGUGCCAGUGCGGCAGAGCGUUCAAGCACCGGCUGCACCUCCUGCGGCAUUGCGUUCAGCAUGCGGAGGCCAUCAGCUACAUCUGCGUCAGCUGCGGGGACACUUUCACGGGGGCGAAGCUCUUAGCUCAGCACCUGAAUGGCAAAUCACGGGGGAAAUCCAGCUCCGGACAUACGUGGAAGAGCGCGGUGAAGACAAAGUGCAGAAUGCCCUUCAUAUGUGACUGUGGACAGCUCUUUUUCAGGCCUUCGGCUUACAUAUGGCACCAAAUUAAAAACAGGACAGAAAAAUGCAAACAGCUGAGAAAGGCCAUGAAAUGACAUUGCUUUUUUGCGUAAAUGGAAUAAAAUCAGAAGGCAUAUUUCACACGUGCAAUCUGGUCGUCACUGUUUAAUAUUUGUCUUACCGAGCGGCAAAAUGAGGCAACACAUUUUUACUGGCUUUGAAUUUUUUAACAUCCUCCCGGGUGGUCGUUAACAUGUUUUCACUAUGUGCAAAUGAUACUUUGUAAACGUGUAAAAUACGUCCCUCAUAAGUUACUUUGCUAACACCAGUAUACAAAUGAAGCCACAAGGGGCUUUUCACUAUUGGAUUAAGUUAAAAACAUGUAAACACAUAAAACUUACAGUUUAUCUUCCGUAGAAAUAUUUAAUCCAGUUGCAAAUUUUGUUCCCUCCCAAAGUGCGUUCUUAUCCGUGAGGUUUGCGAGGAAGUCCUCAUUUUCUGUCUUUAAAUCUGUUUUCAACACAUCCGAUUCGACUGUUCCGCUCCCUGUAGACGCCGAUGAGGUUUUGAUAUUUAGGUUGGCAAUAGCAUAUGACAUUGUCUAUGAUUAUUUUUUUUUUUUUUAAAAGUUACGUAAUUGUGAUCAUUUUAAUUUAACAUGUUGUCUACUUAAGUGUUGUCCACUAGGUGGAGUAGUCGAUUCAGCCAACAGGGCAGUGUGGGCUCUUUCGUUGUUUUCAACAGGUGCAAACUGUCAGAUGCUUUUCCUGCAUCACGCGAUUACAAACGUCAGUGUAGACAUUAAUCUAUGAGUUUCUUUGAAAUCCCAUGGAUCUAUAGUUUAAAAUAAAGGUUUCUUUCCAAAAUA
Molecule: messenger RNA, 2896 nt
Organism: Mugil cephalus (flathead mullet)
Lineage: Eukaryota; Metazoa; Chordata; Actinopteri; Mugiliformes; Mugilidae
Product: zinc finger protein 883
Exons: 2
Coding region: 651-2123 (490 amino acids)
Biological process (GO): regulation of transcription by RNA polymerase II
Cellular component (GO): nucleus
Molecular function (GO): RNA polymerase II transcription regulatory region sequence-specific DNA binding; DNA-binding transcription factor activity, RNA polymerase II-specific
Source: RefSeq, a predicted model, not a curated record